AUGGGCGGGACAAGCGGGGAAGAAGCCAUUGAUUUGUAUACACGGGAGACUAUGUCGAAGCAAUUGCCGAACGCUCAAAGAGAUGUCGAAGCCCUUGUUCUUCCAUCCAAAUGCCACGAUACUGGACGGUUUUCUCUCCGAACGCUGGUGCAGUUUAUUGCCACUGUUGGCUUGCUGGCCACCGGGUACCAGUACAUUUGGCCCCAGUCUCUUGCACCUUCUGACGGCGAAGUGAUCACCAAAGAACAGCGGUUGGAAGAGUUUCAACGAUGCGCCAUCAAGAACCUAUUAGAUACCGGCUUGCCGUUCCUAGAAAAGGCUUCCCCAAUCGCAGUUCCUGAUUUCCAGGAGCGGCGAGAUCGAUUAGCGGAAGCGCUGGUGGCCGAGGACGUCGAUGCUUUCGUAGUGGAACCUGGCUACACCUUCAAGUAUUAUGGCAAUGUUAGCCAGCCAGAAUGGGAGGUUUGGGAGCCGGAAGAGCGCCCGUUCCUGAUGGUUGUUCGUCCCGUCUUGGAUCAGGCGACAAGCCAAGUAAGGGCAAACACAACGUUCCUCUGUCCAUCCUUUGAAGCCGAGCGAGCCCGUCUGUUAGAUAUGCCUUUUACUGAAGAGAUCCAAAUUGUCCCUUGGGAGGAGCAUUGGGACCCGUACAGCACUCUUCAGCAGUCAGACGUAUUCCUUGGUGUUAGUCGUGUGCCACGCUUAAUGGUCGACGAGGAAAUGCGAGACUUCAUUCAACGAGGACUGGGAUCUGCGGGAUUUGAGGUAGUUGGCCUGCGCGGUCAAGUCGAAGAGGUGCGGCAGAUCAAGACUGCGCAUGAGGUCGAGAUUCUCCGUGCAGUCAAUACGGGUACCGUUGAAGCCGUCCGAGAGAUGAGAAAAUGCGAGUCAAAGGGCAACUCAGCAAGAUGGUUCAAUGAUUCAUCAGGUCUCUAUCCCGGAUUGACCGAGAAUGAAAUAGCCACCGUGCUUGACAACGCCCUUCGAGCAGCUGGAAUGGAGCCAUUCUUCGACAUCGUGCUCUUUGAUGAGAAUGCAUCAAACCCCCAUGGCGGAACGGAUGGAGAAAAGGUUCUGGAGCCAGAAACAUUUGUCCUGAUUGAUGUCGGUGCUCAUCUCUACGGGUAUUCUUCGGAUAUUUGCCGUACUUUCUUCCCUCCGUUUCUCGAGAAGCCUUCAAAGAGUGCCCCCUUGUCGCCAAAUUUGAAGGAGAAGCUCAAGGUUUGGGAUGUUGUAUUUGAGGCGCAAACACAGUCGAUCCAUCAUAUGAAAGAAAAUCUCACGGCGGCAAGUGUCGAUAUUGCUGCCCGAGAUAUCAUUACCAAGGCUGGUUAUGGCGGAACUUUCACACAUCGGGUUGGUCAUGGAAUUGGCAUCAAAGCCCACGAAAGUCCAUAUCUCAAUAAAGGCAAUUUCAACACUCUGCUCAAAACAGGCAUGGCGUUCACAUCCGAACCCGGUAUUUACUUGGUUGAUAAAUUCGGUGUGCGACAUGAGGACAUACUGCUUGUUCAGGGCAACGAAGAGCCACAGCUUCUGACAGGUAGCAGAGCCCAGGGACCUUGGGACCCUUGA
Penicillium daleae is the source of this 1575-nucleotide messenger RNA. RefSeq lists its product as uncharacterized. The coding region runs from base 1 to 1575 and encodes 524 amino acids. The transcript is spliced from 8 exons. The record is from RefSeq and is a predicted model, not a curated record. NCBI's taxonomy places the organism in Eukaryota, Fungi, Ascomycota, Eurotiomycetes, Eurotiales, Aspergillaceae.